This is a messenger RNA of Seriola aureovittata, 4427 nucleotides long. RefSeq names its product BCL11 transcription factor B b (gene bcl11bb). Bases 825 to 3332 code for a protein of 835 amino acids. Gene Ontology annotation, molecular function: DNA-binding transcription factor activity; RNA polymerase II cis-regulatory region sequence-specific DNA binding. The record is from RefSeq and is a predicted model, not a curated record. Lineage: Eukaryota; Metazoa; Chordata; Actinopteri; Carangiformes; Carangidae. The transcript is spliced from 3 exons. Gene Ontology annotation, cellular component: nucleus. Gene Ontology annotation, biological process: positive regulation of transcription by RNA polymerase II.
GAAGUAGCCUCGACACUGUAGGAAACUGGGAAACAUUGGACCUCUGCUUGUUGGACUAGGAGGAGGAGGAGGUGUCUUGUCUGCCCGCCUGCUCGUGCUCUCUCGCUCUCUCUCUCUCUCUCUCUCUCCCUCUCUCGCUCUCCCUCUCUCGCUCUCCCUCUCUCAAUCAGCGAGGCUACUGCCACCAGAGCCAAGAGUUGCCGUUCCGCGCACCGAUGCCAAAACGCGCAGGAGGAGUCAGUGCCAAAGGGUCAUUUUAGCGCACCACUGCUGACAUCGAAGGACUGUAGGGAAUCCUAGAAUAAACAGCAGCCAUUUGACCCAAGGUGAUAUAAUCAUAUCAUUAGAAUUAAGAGAGGGGAAAAGGCGAGAGGAGCCAAAUAAGAGCCAAUACCUUUCACCGGUGGAGUGCACCGUACUUCAUCUGUCGCCACGGUCGCUGCAGAGGUGGGCAGUCCAGGAUUUUUAUCUGAAAACGAUCAUUGCAAAAAAUAUUAUCUACCUGCGCACAUAUCAGCUCAUCGGCCACUAAUAGCCAACUGCUUCCUAAAACUACACUUUGGCUUCCUUAAUCCAGGUGUUGCGUCCUUACGAAGACGCUGCCGGACAUUGUGGACAAACUGGUCUUCCAUCCUUAUCGCGCUCCUGUCCGACUCCUCACCUUCCAAACGCGCAUCAAGUUGCAGCUGAAGACUGACUGUGAAUAGCAGAGGGAUUAGGAGGAGGGAAAGUUGGUCUCCUGCGAUCCAGAGAGAACCGACACCACGGUCCAAGCCGACUCCAAGUGCCGUUCACCGGGCGAUGCCAGAGUAAAUGCCGGGGCAAUGUCCCGCCGCAAGCAGGUGAACCCGCAGCACUUAUCGUUGACGCACAGGGAGACAAUACAAGAGGCCAAUCAUGAUUCAGGGGCGGGAUCUACGUCUCCAGAGCCAUCCACCCCCAGCCCUCGGAGGGCAGGAUCCGGGGAGCAUGAUCUGCUGACCUGCGGCCAGUGCCAGACCAACUUCCCUCUGGGCGAUAUCCUGGUCUUCAUCGAGCACAAGCGCCGUCUGUGCCGGGGCCCCGGGAGCGGCCUGGGGUCUUUCUCCAAGCCUGGGGAGAGUGGCGGGAUCACGGGCAUUCCCAUUUCUCCCAGGGCCAGGUCACUAGAGCUGGGGAGAGGGUCCAUUCCGGUGGAAGUGGGCAUCCAGGUGACCCCCGGAGGAGAAGAGGAUGAGGAGAGGAGGCUGACGCCGGCCAAGGGAAUCUGCCCCAAACAGGAAAGAGGAGAUAAAGAUGAGCCAUCCAGCUACAUCUGCACUACCUGUAAGCAGACCUUCACCAGCGCCUGGUUCCUGCUUCAGCACGCUCAGCACACUCAUGGCAUCCGUAUCUACCUGGACAACCACCCGGUCAACUGCUCCCUCACUCCCCGCAUGGCUCUGCCUCCACCCCCGGGCGCUGACGCCCUCCCUCGUUCCCCUCUCCCCACUUUCCUCGGUGACACCAACAACCCAUUCCACCUCCUCCGCAUGGCCGCGCCCCUGCUCAGGGAACAUCCCCCUCCUCCGGGAUACAUGGAGACCCGGCUGCCUGCAACGCCACCCUUUGUCAGCCCUCCUCCUCCCCCAAGACCCCCUCUAGAGCGGCUAGGCCCAGAGGAGAUGGGGCUGCUGUCCCAGCACCCCAGUGCCUUUGAGAGGGUGAUGCGGAUGACCCCCAUGGAGCCUCCUUCCAUGGACUUCUCCCGACGUCUGAGGGAACUGGCGGGCAACACGACUAAUAAUGGGGGGCCCACACCUCCUCUCUCACCCAACCGUGUGCCACCCAUGCACCGCCUGCUGAGUCCCACGCUUUUCCAGCCUGGCGCCAAGCCCCCAGCGUUUCUCACCUAUGCCCCACAGCCACCCACCUCUCAGGGGGGACACGGUUCUUCCAGCCCUCCUGACUCCCAGGGUCAGAACCAGGCCCCGGGGAAAGCCAAAUCCUGUGAGUUCUGUGGCAAGAUUUUCAAGUUCCAGAGCAAUCUGAUCGUCCACAGGCGCAGUCACACAGGAGAGAGGCCGUACAAGUGUCAUCUAUGCGACCACGCCUGUUCCCAGGCGAGCAAGCUUAAAAGGCACAUGAAGACACAUAUGCACAAGUCUGGGUCCAUGAGUGGCUCCCCAGAGCGGGGAAACAGAGGAGAGGGGGGAGAGGGUGAAGAAAAGAGUAGAGAGGGAGAUUCAAGAGGGAUGGGGAUGGACAAUGAGGAGGAGGAAGAGGAAGAGGAGGAAGAAGAAGAGGAGGAAGAGGAAGAGGAGGAAGAACUGAGAAAUGGAAGUCGGCCAGAUUCCAACUUAAGUGAUGACUCACAGGAAUUCGGCCAGAAUAGGGAGAACGGCCCAAGGCAGUCUCCCGAGGAGAAGCCCCUGAGCAGGGAUCGAGUAAAUGACAGUGGAGGGGUGGGCAUCAUGCACCCAUACAACCAUGUGGACAAUCACCUUAGACUUAACCCUAACAAGAGAAGCCUGGAGAGACAACCUAAUGGAGAUGGUGGAGAGAGGGGCGAAGAAGAAAGAGAGAGAGAGAAUGAGAGGGAGCAGGACAGAGAGCGAGAUGAGCAUGAGAACCAGAGGCCUGUGAUGAAUGGCAGAAUUAGUGUAUCUGAAGCAGACUCCUUCCCUGGGCUGUUCCAGCGUCGGCCCACCCCCAUCACCAGCCCGAGCCCCUCCAACAACAAGAGAAUCAAGAUUGAGAAGGAACAGCUGGAGCUUCCCCCAGCCAUACCCCUCAUCUCCCCGGAGAAUGUCUACUCUCAGCUCCUGGCUGGCUACGCUGCUUCACGCCACUUCAUCAGAGAACCCUUCCUGGGAUUCACCGAUUCCCGUCAGUCGCCGUUCGCCACCUCCUCCGAGCAUUCCUCUUCAGAGACAGGCAGCCUCCGCUUCUCCACCCCGCCCGGCGAGCUGAUGGAAGGGGGGAGCGCCUCGGGCCGCAGCGGCAGCAGCACCCCUCACCUCCUGCGGGGACCAGGACCAGGGAGGCCCCCGAGCUCCAAGGAGAGGAGGAAUGACACCUGCGAGUACUGCGGCAAGGUGUUCAAGAACUGCAGCAACCUGACGGUACACCGACGCAGCCACACGGGGGAACGGCCCUACAAGUGUGACCUGUGCAGCUACGCCUGCGCCCAGAGCUCCAAGCUGACACGCCACAUGAAGACCCACGGGCAAUUUGGGAAAGAGGUGUACCGCUGCGACAUCUGCCACAUGCCCUUCAGUGUCUACAGCACACUGGAGAAACACAUGAAGAAGUGGCAUGGCGAACAUUUGAUGGCCAGUGAGGUCAAACUGGAGCAGGCGGACAGAGGUUAAGCCACCAACCAUUACAUAUACAGUCUACAGUGUACACACUCACACAUACACACACACACACACACACACGCACACACACAAACACACACAUACGCACACAAAUUCCCUAUAACCACUUCUUCAGCUAUGGGGCUUGGCUGGAUAAUCUCUCUCUUAAAAAAAUUUGAGACUGAUUGAUGUUCAUUUUUUUUUCUUGUCACAGAAACUGCCACCUGAGAAUAUAAACAAAGGGAAACUUUAAUGAGAACUUGUCUGGAAUGCCCAACUUGGUGUUUCUUGGCAUACUGUCUGAGGAUUUUAUCAGUUAGGAAUCCAUGGAGCCUUUCUACUGUGCAAUAAUUUCUGUAUUUAUUGGAUUUUUGUAAUGAUAUUUGGCAUGUGCAGGUACAUCUUUGUGGGAUUUCAUAUGGAGUUAGUUUUGAAAUGUGCUAAAAAAAAAAAAAAAAAAUUUUUUUUUUCUAAAAGGCGAUAACUGGAAAGAAGUCACCCUUAAUACAAAAAUUCUUUUUUUUUUCCUUUAAGGAAGCUUAUUAUGAUGUGAGAGUAAAAUUGUGUGAAGCAGUUAGCUUUUAAAAGUAAAAAUAAUUGUUUUCUAUAUUAACUGCAGCAGCGGACUACAAUCCAUUCCCUCAUACAGGCCUAAAGCACUGAAUGUCAGCCUGACAAUAAAACAUCAUGCUGGAUUUAAAAAAUCCAGCACUGACCUGAUAAGUUACUUUUAAUUUAUUCAGGGAAUCUGUCCUUUUUUAGAAAAAAAAAAAUAUUGGCAUGUGAAUAAUAUCAAAAUGUAGUCACUGUAUUGCCGUCCUUGCUUCAGUUAGGACAUAAAUAACGGUUGCACUUAAUGGAGGUACCCUUAACUGAUGCUCAGAACAUUCCCAAUGUAGAAUUAAAGCAACAUAUUUAAUAUGUUGAACAAGUUAAGACUACUUGUGAUUAAUGUGAGAAGGAGAACAGUCCUGUUUAUGGUUUGUAAAUAUAUUCUUUUUUUUAAAUAUGUUAAAGUAGCCCCCGACUGUACGUGAACGAUGGCCUAAAAUUAAACAAUCAGAAGACCAGCUGCUUGCAUCAUCCACAGUAUAUGCUAAGUGUAAC